AUGAACAUCUCUCACUUCCUGGCCUUGCUGCUCCCAGGAUCCCCUCAGGGUCAAAACAGGAGCAGAUCAAGAAGCAUCCCGUACAACUUCUCGGACCACUGCCAGGAUUCUGUAGACCUGAUGGUCUUCAUUGUCACCUCUUAUAGCAUCGAGACUGUUGUGGGGGUCCUGGGCAACCUCUGCCUUAUAUACGUGACCAUUAGGCAGAAGGAGAAGACCAAUGUGACCAACCUGCUCAUCGCCAACCUGGCUUUCUCUGACUUCCUCAUGUGCCUCAUCUGCCAGCCACUCACAGCCAUUUACACCCUUAUGGACUACUGGGUCUUUGGGGAGGCCCUUUGCAAGAUGUCCGCCUUCAUCCAGUGUAUGUCGGUGACAGUCUCCAUCCUUUCACUUGUCCUUGUGGCCCUGGAGAGACAUCAGCUCAUCAUCAACCCAACAGGCUGGAAGCCCAGUGUCUCCCAGGCCUACCUGGGGAUUGUGGUCAUCUGGCUCAUCGCCUGCUUCCUCUCCCUGCCCUUCCUGGUCAACAGUGUCCUAGAGAAAGUCUUUCACAGGAACCACUCCAAGGCUGUGGAGUUUCUGGCAGAUAAGGUGGUCUGUACUGAGUCAUGGCCGCUGCACCACCACCGCAUCAUCUACACCACCUCCCUGCUGCUCUUCCAGUACUGCGUGCCGUUGGCCUUCAUCCUGGUCUGCUACGUGCGCAUCUACAGGCACCUGCGGAAGCGGAAGCGGGUGUUCCGAAAGGGCACCUACAGCUCGCAGGCGUGGCAGAUGAAGCGGAUCAAUGCGAUCCUUGUGGCCAUGGUGGGUGUCUUCGCCGUGCUCUGGCUGCCCCUGCACGUGUUCAACAGCCUCGAGGACUGGUACCAUGAGGCCAUCCCCAUCUGUUAUGGCAACCUCAUCUUCUUGGUGUGCCACCUGCUUGCCAUGGCCUCUGCCUGUGUCAACCCUUUCAUCUAUGGCUUUCUCAACACCAACUUCAAGAAGGAGGUCAAGGCCCUGGUGCUGACAUGUCAGCAGAGUGCCCAUGUGGAAGAGUCCGAGCAUGUGCCCCUGUCCACGGUGCACACAGAGGUCUCCAAAGUGUCUCUGAGGCUCAGUGGCAGGUCUAACCCCAUUUAGUCCGGUCUAAAGCUUCUCCCUGCCAUGUUCAUUACCAGGCUCCACCAUUUAGCUAAGUGGGCCAAUUGCAUCAUUACUGGCAAUGUUACUGGCAUUCUGGUGGCACUCCAUCACUACUGGCUUUCUGGAACCCAGAGAGGC
Neomonachus schauinslandi (Hawaiian monk seal) is the source of this 1269-nucleotide messenger RNA. RefSeq names its product neuropeptide Y receptor type 4-2. Gene Ontology annotation, biological process: G protein-coupled receptor signaling pathway. The transcript has a single exon. The coding region runs from base 1 to 1128 and encodes 375 amino acids. Gene Ontology annotation, molecular function: pancreatic polypeptide receptor activity; neuropeptide binding. Gene Ontology annotation, cellular component: plasma membrane; neuron projection. NCBI's taxonomy places the organism in Eukaryota, Metazoa, Chordata, Mammalia, Carnivora, Phocidae. The record is from RefSeq and is a predicted model, not a curated record.